AUGGCCGGCCCUAGCAAAUCUCUGGUCCUUGACCCGGCUCUCCAGAAAUACUACGAACUCAAUGCCAACCGUUACAAGUACUUCCGCUGGACUCCUCGCCAUGCCUGGCUGUCAUUUGUCUACAUGGGCCUGAUUCCAGGUGUCCUCACAUACUUGACCUUGAAGACCGAGGGCAAGUAUGAGCUUCGGGGCAAGCGGAGAGGUGAUACCAUCGCAGAGUGGUAA
Molecule: messenger RNA, 225 nt
Organism: Penicillium chermesinum
Lineage: Eukaryota; Fungi; Ascomycota; Eurotiomycetes; Eurotiales; Aspergillaceae
Exons: 4
Coding region: 1-225 (74 amino acids)
Cellular component (GO): mitochondrion
Source: RefSeq, a predicted model, not a curated record